Molecule: messenger RNA, 1564 nt
Organism: Hevea brasiliensis (rubber tree)
Lineage: Eukaryota; Viridiplantae; Streptophyta; Magnoliopsida; Malpighiales; Euphorbiaceae
Exons: 3
Coding region: 200-1348 (382 amino acids)
Source: RefSeq, a predicted model, not a curated record
AGCGCAUAUGCCGCCAGGCGACAAGCUUAUACUACCCCGUGACUAAGAUUGUACGAGUAUCUUUUGUCCCUGUCUCUACCUCUGCCUCCAUUAUUCUUUGCUACAGUGCCUCAUAAUAUGCAAGAGCCAAGUUAACAGGGCAUUCAAAAGAUUGAUCGUAUUGUAGUAUUUUAGGCCAUCAAUUUCAAUUAACGAAGACAUGAAAAACCAAUUAUCUUCGAGCGAUGAAGAUGACGAGUACCCAUCUUCAGGAAUGAUGUAUUGCUGGUGGAGAUCAGCUGCCAAGUUUGAAGAAUGUUCUAGGCUCAAGGUUGCCCUGCCCAAAAUUGCAGGCCUCACUCCAAGACUUAGAGUUCUUAGAGAGCUGGAAAGAUUGGCUUUGAUUGCAAAUGAAGGACUCAAUGAACUUCGUUACAAGUUACAAAUGUAUCGCUCAGGUGAUUUCUGGGUACCCACAGGAGGUAUCAAGAAGGAAGAGAUGGACAUUCCACCAGUAAUCACAAUUCUGUUAGUGGGUUUCUCUGCUUCUGGCAAGAGCUCGCUUGUGAACUUAAUGUACAGUGUUCUUGGUCGAACUGGACUCGUACCUUUUGCUCAGACAUCAUCUGGGAGUGCUAAAAACUACGAGACCAUGUACAUGGAAGAGCACAACGUAUUGAGAUCACUGCAAAGUGGGUUUUGCGUGUAUGAUUCUAGGGGUUUUAAUUAUGAUAAAAUGGGAGAGGCCCUCGAGGAAUUGUCGAGUUGGAUGAUCGAUGGGGUGCACCAUAAUCAGCCGUGCUUGAGAUCAGGGGAUCAUACUUUGCUCAAAGAUGAUGCAGAAACCGCAGCUCUAAGAUCGUCUUCAAAGUUUGUGCAGAGGAGAGUGAAUUGUUCUAUGGUGGUGGUUAAUAUAGCUGAAGUUCAUAAAGCUCUAAAAGCUGGUGAUUCGAAGCCGUUAGAGGCAACAAGAGAGCUCUUCUGCUCCCCUGCUUUGAGAAACUGCAAUGAGAACCCCAUUUUGAUUUUGACGCAUGGAGACUUGUUGACUACAGAGGAAAGGAUCGAAGGCAGGCUCAAAUUAUGCGAACGAUUAGGCAUAUCAGAGACUAAUUGUGUAUAUGACGUAGUUUGUCUCACAGAAUAUGGAUUUCUAGCAGAAGAGUCGGAUCCUGUUACAGCCUGUGCAGUAGCUGAAGCAGUAUACAGGGCAUUGCUCAUCUCAGACAGGGGCCACUUUCCAAAGAAAAAUUUCCAGGACUGGGCAGUGUUCAUAUUGUCAUGGCUAAUGACCUUCAUGGGUAUUCUCUUCGCUUUCCUUGCUGAAAUUUGCACCACUCUCGGACACAGAAAAAAAUUGAAGCAUUAAAGGGGAAGGAAACACAGAUUUUCUGUAUAUUGUGUAUUGCCAGUGACACUAAUGUGCUUUUUUCUCUAAUGUAUUUACUUAUAUGUAGAGAUUCUGACAUUUUUAGCUAGGUUUAGGCUAACUCGAGGCUUCAUAUCGAAGCUGAAGCUGGAAUGUUUAUUUGACUCAAAUUGUAAGUUAUUAGUAAUUUUCAAUUUCUCAUCCUCUUGAUGCUAA